UAUAUUUUCUAUUGUUUAAUUUAAUUUUAUUUUUUUGGGUUGAACGCCUCGAAUGGUGAUUAGUUUUCAAUAAUUUUUAGUGAAAAACAAUUGAUUUUUUGUAGUGAAAACUUUUUUCAGCUCAGAGACUGCAAAGUGCUUUUUAAUCAGAGUACAUAUAAACAAACCAUGAAUUAUUCGAAAUGUAUAUUUUUAAUGAUUUUUGUGAAGAGUAUAUUUGGCGUAAUUUGGUCAUUACCUGUAAGUGAAUCAUAUGACAAAAAUACUAAUAAUGAAGAAUGGAGACUAAAUAUUGUACAUACUAAUGAUAUUCAUGGGAGAUUUGAAGAAACAUCAGGUGGAGAAGCAGCAUUACCCUGCGAAGGACAUAUAGGCGGUGAUGGAACAUGUUACGGUGGUUUCCCAAGAAUUUCCACUCUUGUAAAACAAGAAAGGGAAAGAAGUAAAGCAUCAAACAUACCGAUACUCUAUCUCGAUGCUGGUGAUAUUUUUGAAGGUUCAAAACUAUUCAAUAAGUAUGAAGAUAUAAUAUCUUACCGACUAUUCAAUGCACUUGAACCAAAUGCUACAACAUUAGGAAACCACGAAUUCAAUAAAGGAGUUGAAAAGUUAAUUUCUUACAUAGAUAAUUUGUCAUUUCCAGUAGUGGCUUGCAAUUUGGAUUUAACCGAGGAACCAUCGGUUAACCGGUCAAAUUUGCAUAAAAGUAUUAUUCUAGAUGUAGAUGGCCACAAAGUUGGAAUAGUUGGAUAUACAUAUCCCGGAGCUAGAAAGUUAGGGCACAUCAAAUAUUUGCCCGAAAUAGAACCUAUAAAAAAUGAAAUUUCAAAGCUAAAAAAACAAGGGGUUAAAAUAAUAAUCGGUCUGAGUCACUCGGGUUACAAAUUUGACCAAAACGUUGCCAAAAUUGUUGACGAUAUAGAUUUAAUAGUAAGCGGUCACUCACACUCUUUAUUGUCCAGCGAUGUACCAGUUGGCACUCAAAUUCUUUCGCAGAUUGUAGAGGGUCCUUACCCGACAGUAAUUAAUAAAAUGGAAAAUGGGAAAAAUCGAAGUGUUUACAUAGUCCAGGCUUAUGCUUACACAAAAUAUCUAGGAAACUUGUCGGUUGUUUUUGAUGAACAAGGUGAAAUUAAAAGUUUUGAGGGAAAACCUAUUUUGCUGGAUGACACAGUAAAACAAGAUCCAAUCCUUUUGAAGGAGUUCGAAAAAUUUCCAGCAGAUCCGAUUAAUUUGACCGUCAUUGGCUACACAAGAGUUCCUUUGGAAGGUUACAUGUACGCUUGCAGGAGGAGAGAAUGCACUCUCGGAGAUGUUGUUGCUGACGCUCUUGUUGAAUACAAUCUAAACCAAACUGAGAGUAAUAAAGGUUGGACAGAUGCUGCAAUAGCUCUUGUAAAUAGUGGAUUACUUGCAGACGGUAUGAGCAAUGUUAGAAGAAAUCCGAUCAUUCAAGAAAAUAUUGAUCUUUCAAUAACAUAUAAAAAUAAAAUUUACAAAAUGGAGUUAACUGGUAAAGACCUUCGUGACCGAUUGGAAUACAGUUUGCGUGAAAUGGAAAACGACAAAAUUUCGGAAUUUUGGGGUGGAUUUUUACAAGUCUCAGGAAUGAGAGUAACAUAUGACUUGAGUAAACCUAUUGGGUCAAGAGUAAUUCCAGAUUUGUUUUUUAUUCGUUGCGCGGACUGCGUAUUUCCACAUUACGAAAAAGUUGUUGAUGAAAAAAUUUAUAUAGUACUUAUGGAUGGAAAUCUUGCUGAGGGAGGAUUCGAUUCAGGUCAUUGGACAAGUAAAGUUAAUACCACACUAGAUGGUGAAGUUAAAGAUGCACUUCGCUGGUACAUAAAUGCGCGAAGUCCAGUACACCCCGAAUUAGGUGAUAGAAUUCACUAUAUUUUACCUUCAAAGAAUUCGGCAAAUCCGCCCUCUUGCUCGGGAUACAUAUAUUCCAAUUUAUUGAGCUGUACUGAAACGGAGGUUACAGCAGAAAAACAGGGACCAAAAUCUAUGUAAAAUAAAUCUAUCAAAGCAGCUCAGAGCAACAAAUCGAAUUUACCAAUAUUAGAAAUUGAAUGUUCAGUUAAAAGUUAAUUAAAACCAACCACACUAAUCUACACCUUUUUUUUUUCUUAAUAACUAUCCCUGAUUGCAAAGUAUCCUUCUGACGAUAAUACGUUAGAUAGCUGUGAGACCUAUACGGUAUCAUUCUGAGCCCUGUCUAACGUCACGUGCGUUGCAAAUUAUGAGAUAUUUAAAAUUUUUUAUCAUUCAAAAAUAAAUGAUAAACAAACAACUUUGAUUAAAUAAAAUAAUUUAUAAAGCUGA
Messenger RNA from Microplitis demolitor, 2325 nucleotides. RefSeq names its product protein 5NUC-like. The record is from RefSeq and is a predicted model, not a curated record. NCBI's taxonomy places the organism in Eukaryota, Metazoa, Arthropoda, Insecta, Hymenoptera, Braconidae. Gene Ontology annotation, molecular function: metal ion binding; nucleotide binding; 5'-nucleotidase activity. Gene Ontology annotation, biological process: AMP catabolic process. The transcript is spliced from 9 exons. Gene Ontology annotation, cellular component: plasma membrane. The coding region runs from base 169 to 2013 and encodes 614 amino acids.